GUUAGGCCACUGGGACGCCUGUGUGGCACAUCAGAAACAACCCAUCUCUUUGGGGUUAGUGUGGACCAGUGGACAUGGCUUUAGUAAACACAGAAACUUAUGUCAAUGAAUCAUGCUGUUAUAUUUCUCUCACAGCGUAACAAUACAACAGUGAAAGGAAGCAGCACAAGCAUUGCCAUGGAGGGGAAGACUUUUAUUUUUGUGGUCUUAUCAGGACUGGUUUUCCUACCUGACUGCUUUGCCCGUAUCUACGUCAUUGUUGAAAAGGCAAAGACCUGGGCUGAAGCCCAGAGCUACUGCAGGUGGAAGUACACCGACCUGGCCACGGUUGAAAACAAGGAAGAGUUGGAUAAGCUGGUUGCCGCUGCACAAGAACAUUACAAUGGUCAGGUCUGGAUAGGACUGUACGAUGACAUUAACAGUUGGAGGUGGUCACUGAAGAAGGAGGGUUAUUAUGGUGAAGGAGAGGCAGAGUUCAGGAUGUGGAAUAGUGGUGAACCCAAUAACUUUGGGGGAUAUGAGACCUGUGCAGAAAUGACUGCUGAUGGCUUAUGGAAUGAUUUGCCUUGCACACUUACAAAACAGUUUGUCUGCUACAAUGGGAAUGUGGAGACAGUGACCUCUUCCAGCUUCUUCUUUGUGAAUGAGUACAAGAUCUGGAGCGAGGCUCAGAGCUACUGCAGGGAGCACUACACUGACCUGGCCAGUGUGAGGAACCAAUCUGAGAAUGACAAGGUGAAGACGAUGACCCAGAACCAACCCAUAUGGCUCGGCCUCUACAGAGACUCGUGGAAAUGGUCAGAUGGGAGCCCCACUUCAAUCAGAAAUUGGAAUUAUAAUGAACCAAAUGGCAACAUCAAUACUCCCUGUGUGUGUUUACAUGAAGGGAAAUGGGAAGACCACGAAUGUAAUAAGACAUUACACUUUGUCUGUCAUAUUGUGCCAGUGAAGCAGCAGUUGGUGAUGGUGAAAAUAACUAAAAACGGUUCCUCUGUGAACCUGGAGGAUGCAGCGGAAGCCCUCUUGCAGCAGUUCCGUCAGACACUGAAGGACCACGCCCCGAGUGAAGACCUGAAGCUGACAUGGAGGAAGCAACCUGAUGGAAAGAUCUUCUACUUGGAAGAAAAAGAGGAGAGGAAGGAGAAAAAGGAGAUCAGCUACAACCUGAAAUGA
Molecule: messenger RNA, 1173 nt
Organism: Siniperca chuatsi (mandarin fish)
Lineage: Eukaryota; Metazoa; Chordata; Actinopteri; Centrarchiformes; Sinipercidae
Product: macrophage mannose receptor 1-like
Exons: 5
Coding region: 100-1173 (357 amino acids)
Source: RefSeq, a predicted model, not a curated record